AUGGCUGACCCCACCCCAGCUCCUAAAAAACUAGGUCUUUCUCAGGUCUCCCUCAUAUUCGCUUGUGGUACUGCGCUAUUCUCAGACGGCUACGCAAAUGGUGUUAUAGGAAGUGAUGUCGGCUACUUUGAUUGUCGCCGUCUUUUCUUUUCUCUCGGCUUGUUCGGCGGGAGCCCAUGGAGUACUGGAGGAAUGUUAGCGAUGCUCUCUGCCUGUCGUUUCUUGUUAGGGAUUGGUGUCGGCGCAGAAUACCCGUCAGGCUCUGUGGCAGCUUCAGAACAAUCUGAAGAGGAAGGGAUUGCCAAAAAUGCACAGCACCGCUGGUUUGCAUUGGCUACUAAUACAAUGAUUGAUACGGGUUUCGUAAUUUCAGCGUUCACACCUCUGGUCCUGUUAUGGAUUUUUGGCGAGAACCACUUGCGUGCAGUGUGGCGUGGAUCUCUUGGACUGGGUACCAUUCCAGCUCUCGCAGUACUGGUCUGGCGUUUGCGCAUGUCGGAACCGACUCGCUAUCGACAGGACUCUAUGCGUAAUGCGAAAACUCCCUACUUGCUCAUUGUAAGGCGUUACUGGAAGAGCCUCGCGGCCAUUAGCAUAACUUGGUUCAUCUACGAUUUUAUCACGUAUCCGUUCGGUAUCUACUCGUCAACAGUAGUAGAUAGCAUCAUUGGAGGUACUGAUAGUCUCUAUGUCAUCUUCGGAUGGAACGUAGUUAUCAACUUGUUCUACAUCCCUGGCACAUUGACUGGCGCAUUCAUCGUGGACUUCCUAGGUCCAAAAUAUACGAUGAUCGUCGGCUUGUUGUGUCAAGCGAUAAUCGGAUUCGGAAUGAGUGGUGGAUAUGAAUACUUGAAGAACCACAUAGCUGGAUUUGCGGUACUGUACGGCAUUUUCCUGUCGUUCGGGGAGCUAGGUCCCGGAAAUUGCCUCGGUCUCUUGGCGUCUAAGAGUGGGCCUACAGCCGUUAGAGGACAGUUUUACGGUAUCGCCGCCGCCAUUGGCAAAGUUGGAGCCUUUGUAGGAACAUGGGCCUUCCCACCUAUGAUUGACGCUUUCGGUGGCGCUUCCUCCACACGAGGCAACACUGGUCCAUUCUGGGUCGGCAGUGGACUGGCGAUUUUGAGUGCGCUGAUCACACUUGCAUUCAUUCGGCCUCUGUCCCAUGAUGGGAUGAUGGAUGAAGACGCCAAGUUCCGAGAAUAUCUGGCCAAACAUGGCUAUGAUACCUCGAAGAUGGGAGCCGCUUCGACGGGCGAUGUCGAUAGCGUCGAAGCACAAACUUUAGGUACGGAGAAGGAAAAAGGUUCGAUGUAG
Molecule: messenger RNA, 1314 nt
Organism: Rhizoctonia solani
Lineage: Eukaryota; Fungi; Basidiomycota; Agaricomycetes; Cantharellales; Ceratobasidiaceae
Product: Sugar (and other) transporter
Exons: 19
Coding region: 1-1314 (437 amino acids)
Biological process (GO): transmembrane transport; carboxylic acid transport
Cellular component (GO): plasma membrane
Molecular function (GO): carboxylic acid transmembrane transporter activity
Source: RefSeq, a predicted model, not a curated record